UAUUUAGAUAAUAAAAAACAAAUAAUUAUACCAUUGAAAAUUUAUAAAAGGCUGUGGGAUUAUUUAGAGCAAGUGUACGAACGUUUGUCCAUAUAUGUUGAGAAAAAAACGUUGAGUGAAGAGGGGAGUUGAUAUAAAGCCUGUGCAAGAGCUGGAAGAACUCAUUGCUCCAGUAAAAGACGUUUGUAAAAUAAAAAAGUGUCGAUGUUAUAACAUUUGGAUGUAAAUAAUUAUAUUAAUUCAACGAUCAUUGGAAUUAUUGAAUUAUUAGCUUUAAAAUUUGUAACAUUUCGGAAGACUAAAGUGUUCUUGUUGAUAUCCUUAAGUGUUUGAAGUAUUAAUUACUUGAAAAAAUAAAUAUUCAAAAUGUGUGACGACGAUGUGGCUGCCCUUGUUGUCGAUAAUGGUUCGGGGAUGUGUAAAGCUGGUUUUGCUGGAGAUGAUGCGCCUCGGGCAGUAUUUCCAUCCAUCGUUGGACGACCAAGAUAUCAAGGAAUAAUGGUAGGAAUGGGUCAAAAAGAUAGUUAUGUUGGAGAUGAAGCUCAAAGUAAAAGAGGAGUAUUAACAGUCAAGUAUCCGAUAGAGCAUGGAAUUGUAACAAAUUGGGAUGACAUGGAAAAAAUUUGGCAUCACACAUUUUAUAAUGAAUUAAGAAUUGCUCCUGAAGAGCAUCCUGUUCUUCUAACAGAAGCACCAUUGAAUCCUAAAGCAAAUCGUGAAAAAAUGACCCAGAUUAUGUUUGAAACUUUCAACUCACCUGCUAUGUAUGUAGCAAUUCAGGCUGUUCUGUCACUGUAUGCAUCUGGAAGAACCACUGGGAUUGUUUUGGACAGUGGAGAUGGUGUUUCCCAUACAGUACCUAUAUAUGAAGGAUAUGCAUUACCACAUGCAAUUCUACGCUUGGAUCUUGCUGGUCGAGAUCUUACCGAUUAUUUAAUGAAAAUCCUCACUGAAAGAGGAUACUCCUUUACAACAACAGCAGAACGAGAAAUCGUUCGUGAUAUUAAAGAAAAACUUUGUUAUGUUGCUCUUGACUUCCAACAAGAAAUGGCCACAGCUGCAGAAUCCAGUGCUUUGGAAAAGAGCUAUGAACUUCCUGAUGGACAAGUCAUUACAAUCGGAAAUGAACGUUUCCGAUGCCCUGAAGCUAUGUUCCAGCCCAGUUUCCUCGGUAUGGAGUCCUGUGGUAUUCAUGAAACUACUUAUAAUUCUAUCAUGAAGUGCGAUGUUGAUAUCCGGAAAGACCUCUAUGCUAACUCUGUUCUUUCUGGCGGUACAACCAUGUACCCAGGCAUUGCCGACAGAAUGCAGAAAGAAAUUACUGCUCUUGCUCCUUCGACCAUGAAAAUAAAAAUAAUUGCUCCACCAGAGAGGAAGUAUUCAGUAUGGAUUGGAGGAUCUAUUUUAGCCAGUCUCAGUACUUUCCAACAAAUGUGGAUAUCUAAACAAGAAUAUGAUGAAUCAGGGCCGUCUAUUGUUCACAGAAAAUGUUUUUAAGAUAAUUAAUUAUUUACAAUAUUGAUGAAUUGAAAAAAAAAACCAUUAAUACAUUAAAAUUAAUAUGAAUUUAAAAUUUUAGAACUUCUGAGCAUAUGUUUUAUAAAUGGAUGAUAAUUAUCUUUCAAUGUUUUAUUCAUAAAGGAUAAUAAUUGAAUGAAUUUUAUAAUAUGAAUUAAACAUAUAGUUAUUUAUUUUAUACACGUUUUUUGACUUACUAGAAUAUGAA
Messenger RNA from Chelonus insularis, 1726 nucleotides. RefSeq names its product actin, clone 403-like. The transcript has 4 exons. The coding region runs from base 367 to 1497 and encodes 376 amino acids. The record is from RefSeq and is a predicted model, not a curated record. NCBI's taxonomy places the organism in Eukaryota, Metazoa, Arthropoda, Insecta, Hymenoptera, Braconidae.